Messenger RNA from Melopsittacus undulatus (budgerigar), 893 nucleotides. RefSeq names its product hemogen (gene HEMGN). The coding region runs from base 30 to 650 and encodes 206 amino acids. The transcript has 4 exons. NCBI's taxonomy places the organism in Eukaryota, Metazoa, Chordata, Aves, Psittaciformes, Psittaculidae. The record is from RefSeq and is a predicted model, not a curated record.
CUGCUUCCUAUUCAACACCGGGAAGAGCCAUGGCUAGUCCACAGCAAGGCAAUACUAAUUUUGAUCUUUCUGAUCCACCCGCUGUGGCCCAUAAACACCAUGGAGAGGAAGAAAUCCCUAUCUCCCGGCGCUUGAGAGACCGUGAGAUGCUCCGGAAAAGAAAGGAAAAAGCCCAGGAGAAGAACUCAGCUUACUGGAUUUAUAGCCCAACCAUCAUUCAUGUGAAAUCCCCUUGCAGGGAGCCAAAGAUCAAAAAGCAGAGGAAAAACAGAGGAGACAAGAAAGGAACGAGCUACCAGCCAGUGGUGGAACCCAAACCAGCAGCACAACUGAAGGUGGAAUCGGAGGUGGAACUGCAGGCAGGACAGUCAAAAGAAUCAGUGGAACAACACGUGGAAGAACUGGAAGUUUUCCAGCCCAAGCCUAAGGUGCAGGAGACGGCUGAGGCAGUGGCAUUCAAGCCAGCGCCACCUGAGCCAGUGCAACAGGAGCAGUCAUCUGUGCUGACUGCCCAGGGCCCGUGUGCUGGGAUACCAAUGGGAGGUGAUGAGGAGCUGCUGAAUCUGCCCGAAGCAGAGAUACCUGAUGAUCUGAAUGCUCCUCUGGAUAGCCUCUGCCAGGAUAAUGAACACAUUCCCUUUUUCUUUUAGUUUUCUGAUCAGGUGUUUUCCUGUUCAGGAUGUUUUGACUCCUGCCUAAAAAACUCCAACAGGUACUGCAGAGUGAUUUUGACCUGCUCUUUCCUUGUAACAAAGCCCAUACGCUCCUAGUCACUCUUUGCUCUUCUUUCAACUUAGAAUUAGGGCAAACAUACUCACUGCGCUCCUAGCUAGCUGGAGCUGCUUAGCUUGGGCUUUUUCCUGCACACAAUAAAACAGGCACAUGUUUCAUCA